CUAAUUCCUGGGGAUGGGGUGUAUUUGAUCAGGUGAUGAACGUGGGACUAUACAAGGAGGGAUCUAAAGUGAGGCAGAAUCAAAGAGCUAUUGAAAGCAUUGACUCCUCACUGGCGUGAAGGGAGGACCAUUGCAAGGAUGAAAGCUGCACUGCUGAUCAUUCUGUUGGCAUCCAUCUGCCUGCUCCAUGCUGCAGCUGACACUGACAGUGUUGCUGUAUUUCCAGACCUUGAUAUCCAAAGGCUUGCUGGGACAAGGUAUCCCACAGCGUUUGUCCUUAAAAACAAGGAGCCAGCAAACAUAAUUCCCUAUGAUGAUGUAAUUGAGCCUUCUGGUGAAGGAGAUAUGGUUCUCAAGAUGCGCUACCUUAAAAAUGGAAUAUGUAAGAUGACUGAAAUUAAUGUGGUGCACACAAACCAGCCUGGUGUAUUCAAAGUACCUUCUACCAAUGAAACUGUACACAUGGUGGAUGUAGAUUAUGAAAGCUACCACACUGUACACGUUAUACGGGAUAACAGCUACAGCAUGUAUCUGUUGAGCAGAACACGAGAAGCAUCAGAUGAUGUCAAGACAAAAUUCAAGAACCUUGCUGUAUCUCUGGGAUUUGAUGUGAACCAAAUAAGUGAUGAGCGGCUAGCAGAGUCAUGCCCAUAAUGUUACUAAGUAUAGUGUGUUCUGGACCCUUCCUGGCUGGGCACAGAGGAGAAGCCUUCCCCUUUCCAGGGGUGGGAUCAGAAGAACACUCAUUCUGAGUUCGAAUUUGAGAUUCUAAAGUGCUGCACUUACCAACAUCUGCAAAUUUAACCAUUCCAAGAAAUAUACGUAGUUGCAGAAA
Molecule: messenger RNA, 835 nt
Organism: Heteronotia binoei (common prickly gecko)
Lineage: Eukaryota; Metazoa; Chordata; Lepidosauria; Squamata; Gekkonidae
Product: epididymal secretory protein 4-like
Exons: 7
Coding region: 139-654 (171 amino acids)
Molecular function (GO): small molecule binding
Source: RefSeq, a predicted model, not a curated record